Erythranthe guttata (spotted monkey flower) is the source of this 322-nucleotide messenger RNA. Its product is annotated as protein IDA-LIKE 5. Gene Ontology annotation, biological process: floral organ abscission. NCBI's taxonomy places the organism in Eukaryota, Viridiplantae, Streptophyta, Magnoliopsida, Lamiales, Phrymaceae. The record is from RefSeq and is a predicted model, not a curated record.
CCCCCUUUCUCUCUCUCUCUCUAAACUUGAAUUUCUUCCAUGGGGAAAAGAAUUCAAAUAACACACAUUUCAAUACUUCUUUUCUUGAUCAUAUUUACAUCUUGUGAUGAACAUCAUCAUCAUCAUGUAAAUUGUGCUAGGCACACACAAUUUCUCAAAGUAAAGCCACAAUCUAAUAAUAAUCAUGAUUCCCCAAACCCUAAUUUCUUGGGGUUUUUGCCGAAAGGCGUUCCUAUUCCGCCUUCCGGCCCUUCCCAGAGGCACAACGCCAUCGGCUUGGACGCAAGUGGGGCCCGCUCACCUUGAAGAUCGAGUAAUUUUC